UUCCGCCAGCUCUCAGCAGCCCGGAUGUAACGUAGCAACUGUUCAGACUUAUCGGAAGUUACAACCGUGUAACACACACAAAACCGUGUACAGCAGCUGUAAAGAUAAUAAACUUCAGUGACAGGUUGCUCUAUAACACCAAAUGGCUUAUCCAGGAUACGGCGGGUAUGGGGGUCCAAUGCCAGGGAUGCCAGCUCAGGGGAUGCCGAUGCAAGGGAUGCCAGGAGGGCACCCCAUGGGUGGCCACAUGCCUGGGCACAUGGGUGGGCCGAUGGGAGGCCCACCAGCCCAGGGAGGAUACGCCGCAUAUGGAGGAGGCUAUCCUGGCACGUACGGCGCCCCGGCCCCAGCUGCCAAUGAUCCGAUGUGGGGUUACUUCACAGCCAUAGCAGGCCAGGACGGUGAGAUCGACGCAGAGGAGCUCCAGAGGUGUCUGACCCAGUCGGGUUUCACUGGCAGCUACUCCCCAUUCAGCCUGGAGACGUGCAGGAUCAUGAUCGCAAUGCUCGAUAGGGACUUCACGGGCAAGAUGGGCUUCAACGAGUUCAAGGAGCUGUUCACGGCUCUGAACGGCUGGAAGCAGAACUUCAUGAUGUUUGACCGGGACAGGAGUGGAACCGUGGAACCCCACGAGAUGACUCAGGCUGUCAACGCGAUGGGCUACCGCGUGAGUCCUCAGGCUCUGAACGCGAUCCUCAAGCGCUACAACAAAGGAGGAAGAAUCUACUUUGACGACUACGUGGCCUGCUGUGUCAAACUGCGAGCUGUCACAGAUAACUUCAGACGGAGAGACACCAUGCAGCAGGGAUCUGUCACCUUCCAGUAUGAUGACUUCGUCCUGUGCACAAUGGCCAUCUAAGGUCCGCCGUAUGUCCCACACCACGAGGUCAGCGCGCCUGACGAGCCAAUCAGUGGUGGAUUCUGGACCACUGCCUCAUAGGAAUGUAAAGGGAGGCCAGUAUAUUUGACUGAGUGGAAAUGAGCCGCAACAGGAAAGUACCCAUCGCUUGUAACGCUUGCAGUAACGCCAUAGUCUUGUAUGUCACACAGGAAAGUGCUAAAGAUGUAUCAUAUAUACAAAGUAUGUAUCCACAUUAGAGGGAAUAUAAUACAUUGUCUUUAAAGCCCAUAUGUGUAGGAUUUUCAAAAUAAAAGUUGCAGCACAUUAGUGUCAGAAUAAUUAGAGAAAAGCUGCAUUAGAUGCACACAUAGAGGCUUUAAAGAACGGGGGUUUGAGAGUUUCAGUGGAAAAUGUAGGAAUUAAUAAACCAGAUUAUAUCUUCUACUAUUAGUUUGAAAAUCCUGCUUUGGGUCUCUCAUUUUGGAAUGAAAGUCAACUGAUAUAGAGGAUGUUCCUACCUGCGAGACACCUAUUGUGCCAUUAUAAUCUCUGAAUGUAUGGUCUAAUAUAUUAAACCCAUUGAUAUAUAACUCUGUAGUAAUGGCAGCAUCAUGAUUGAUUAAAUGUUAGCUAACGUAUUCUCAUACAACGGUUCGUAUGAUAUCUUAAGAAAAUUCAUUUCUCGUGCUUUUUCCUACGAAUGUCCAGCGUCAAUUUCCAGCCCAGUCUUUUCAAAAUAAACUUCCGUCUUCACAGGAACGACUUGGUUUAGAUAACAAAACUACUUUGUUAGGUUUAGGGAAAGAUUGUGUUUAUGUUACGCCGCACUAGAAGUGGCAUAACUUAUGUAUGGAUGUUACUCAAAAAAUGACUUAAUUAGGUUUAGGAAAAGAUCGUGGUUUGGGUUUAAAAAACUACGGAAGUGGCAUAACUUAAAUACGGAAGUUACGUGGUUCACAUUUCCGUGGAUUACAUAUGAAUUGAUUUCUUGGGAUAUAUAGGAAUUAAAGUGCAUUAACUUUUCGUAGGUAUAUCUACGAACGGUGUAUGAGAAAAGCCUGUUAGCAGCAUUUACAGAUAAAAUGAUGAUUUACACUGAACUUCAUACAGUUAUGAAUUUUGUCAAAGCAUUUUUCCUCAUUAUUUUUUGUAAUAUUUGUGCACUUGUGUUUCAUAAAACUUUAGAUUCUAGAUUAGCGUGAUGUUUAACUUGAUAACAAGCCAAAGUGACUGUGAGCUGAUAUAAAUCCACACUGUUAUUAAUGAUAUGAGAUAUAAACAUAUUGCCAUAUAGCUACAGUAUGUUCAUUUUGCAGCUGUAAACUUUUUGUUUUUCAGUACAAACAGCCGUGUCCUCAUUUGUAAAGAUUGCACACACCUGAUGUUGUAGUAAAAAUCAGAUUUUGUUACUCACAAUAAACACUUUCUAAUCAGUA
Messenger RNA from Sebastes umbrosus (honeycomb rockfish), 2277 nucleotides. RefSeq lists its product as uncharacterized. Lineage: Eukaryota; Metazoa; Chordata; Actinopteri; Perciformes; Sebastidae. The record is from RefSeq and is a predicted model, not a curated record. The transcript has 8 exons. Gene Ontology annotation, molecular function: calcium ion binding. Bases 143 to 859 code for a protein of 238 amino acids.